AACUACUUCCAAAGCAAAAUGUAUCAGUUACUGUGACUAGCUAACAACAACUUACUCAAGUGUUCAAUAUGAAGUUCCUCGCUUGCUUCUUAAUAUUGUCGAUCUUCCUUUUCCUUGGACAAACUCAGGCACAAUGUCCGAAUGCGCCAAGAUACUACAGCUGCUCGGGUGGCUAUCAUAGCGGUUAUGGCGGCAGUGGCUGUUACGGAGGCACUAGAUGGUAUUACAAUUACGGAGCUGAUGCAUGCUACAGUUUCCAUUAUAAUGGCUGUGGCGGUAACUCCAAUCGUUAUUGUUCGCUUGCAGCCUGCCAAAAUAACUGUGAAUAAUAAUAGCGAAUUGAUUUUGAAUGUAAUCGACCGGAUUUCGAAAAUAAAAUAAUUUCAUUUCAAAUAUAAA
Messenger RNA from Zeugodacus cucurbitae (melon fly), 399 nucleotides. Its product is annotated as male accessory gland serine protease inhibitor-like. NCBI's taxonomy places the organism in Eukaryota, Metazoa, Arthropoda, Insecta, Diptera, Tephritidae. Gene Ontology annotation, molecular function: serine-type endopeptidase inhibitor activity. The record is from RefSeq and is a predicted model, not a curated record. The transcript is spliced from 2 exons. Bases 69 to 329 code for a protein of 86 amino acids.